This is a messenger RNA of Coregonus sp. 'balchen', 23234 nucleotides long. The record is from the annotation of a GenBank genome assembly. Lineage: Eukaryota; Metazoa; Chordata; Actinopteri; Salmoniformes; Salmonidae.
UUUUAUGGGCAAUGUUCCACUGGUAGUAGGAGUUGAACCAACCUUAUUAACCGUUGUUAAUUUGUCCUCGUCCUUAGGUCAAGAGGUAGUCCAAGAUGGCUGCAGCAUCUUAUGAUCAGCUGCUGAAACAAGUGGAGGCACUGAAGAUGGAGAACUCCAACCUUCGACAAGAGCUUGAGGACAACUCCAACCACUUGACCAAACUGGAGACGGAAGCCUCCAAUAUGAAGGUAAUCAGACCUCGUCUAUGAUACACUAAGAACCCUGUGUCGAAGGUCGUGUUCAUUAUUGCACACUGGGUCGACAGUCGUGUUCAUUAUGGCAUACUGUAGCAAAACAUUUUCCUACAUAAAAUGCAAAGUACAGAUGGCAGUCGCUCACCCCGUUACACUCAAUUUCAAAGCGGUUCCUUCUGUUUCAUGCCUACUGAACACAACCAAGCUUUUCCUCUUCCCUCAAAUGCGUGUACCAACUCAGUGGCCUUGUGGUUAGUGUCCGCCCUGAGAUUGGAAGGGUGUAAGUUCAAUCCCUGGCCGAGUCAUACCAAAGACUGUAAAAAUGGGCACUCAGCUUGGCACUCAGCAUUAAGGAGAUAGAUCGUGGGGUAAGGCGUCCUGUCCAUGGGGUGUACUUGUACAUCAAGCUGCCUCACGUUACCGUCGUUGAUGUGUUUGUCCCAGUUAUUGCUUCACUCAGUAGGCUUCAUCAAGCACAACAGUGGGAUAUUUCCCUAGGCAAGAUCUUAGAACAUAGCCUGUCUUCCAGCUUUGAACACCAAAUAUGCCUGAAAUAAGAUGUUAGUGUUGAGUGCUCCGCUGAAAGUAAUUUAUAGACUCUCUAAUCCACCCCCUCUCAAUAUAGGCCUAGCUACCGAGGAAGACACCAUGAUGUAGCACGGACAGAAAAUGUUAGCUAGUAUCCGAGACAGAAAUAAAUAUAUCCUCCUUUUCUCCUCAUCCUGUCCACAUUCUCACAACACCCCUUCACAGGCCUCUCGCUCUCGCUCUCGACACAUCCCACUGUAUUGUCACUCUCUUGAAUUAUCCCCUCCCUAUCUGCAGCCCAGAGUCGGGCUGUGUCUGAAAACGUUACUAGCUGUCAUCCUCGUUUCUGCUGUCCUUGUUUCCUCAAUUCCUCUCGAAGCUUAUUGGAAGAUGGGGGUUCGAGGGAGGCCCCUUGGAUCCUCUCCUCCAAUGCAAUUUCAGAGGAAUUGAGACUGAGGAUGGAAAGAUUUGGAGGUUAGUAACAUUUUCAGACACAGCCUUGGACUGUUCAUGAGAAGAGCUGCCAUCCUGGGCUUGGCUGCUGAAUGUGUCACACACACACACACACACACAUACACACUGGACACGCACACACUGGACACACACUGGACACAUACACACUGGGGUUGGAUGUACCAGCCUGCUAGGUGCCGUUGCUUUAAUUGGAUGAUGUGACCUGGCAGGCUGAGACUUCAGGAGGUGAUUUUAAACUCCUAGGGCUUUUCUGUUCUCACAGGAGUAUUUGGGUUCUUAACAAUCUCUGUCAAUGUCUUCUACCCCACAAUGCACCCCUGGGUAGUGAGUGGUGCCACCUCACAUUAGGGAGCACUACUUUCUUACAUGUGGCAGUACAUUUUGUGGACGACUCAUUAGCCCAGGAGCUAAGGACAAGAGACCGCAGAUCUUUCCCUGAAUCACAAAUCAACUAGGGGUUGAUUCUCUCUGAUCUAUUAAAAUGCUUAGUUGCUUUUGUGUGUUGUGACAUAUUCAUUUCCUGGGAAUGAGUGACAUCGUGGAAGGACUCACAGCAUGUAGGGACUUGCUGAGGUAUAUGUUUGGUGCAAGCUUAGUCAGUAUUAGCUAUUAGUCGACGCUGGGUGAGUCUUAAUGUGAAUAACACUGAUGACACAUACUUUAUGUGAGACUGUGUUCACUUUCCAGUAGGUUUGGAGCUGGGUUUGAGGUUUGCCUCAGUCUCACUUUGGGGGGGGGGGGGGGGCUGGUCGGGGUCUACCGGCUCUACCCUUAGCUUAGCAGCAGUGCUGAAUGUGCCAGUCUAUCUAUUAACAAUGCGCCCCAUCAGCUCUGCUCUGCCUCUCCGUCUGCUUUGGCUCAAAUGGAAAACCUGCCAACUCAGUCAGUUUAGUAAGCCUAGGGAUAGGCUACCUGCUACUCUGCAGUCUAUUUCACGCUGGAGGGAGGUGGCUGUGGCACACCCCUUUGUGCUGCUGCAGAUACAGAACCAGCCUGGGUUUGGCUUAGGGAUUUCUCAAUCUCUGGCACUAGCUUAACUCUUUUUAAGGAGAUGUAAUGUGUAAAAAAUUAAAAUACAUUCAAGUAUAAUUUUUGUCCUUGGUGCAACGACGCCAUCCAUUGUGUUGACCUGUAUUGUUCAGAAAUCCUUCCUGGACUGUAAGCUAUAGUGUUGGAGGUUAGGUUACUGCAUCCUGCAAUGCUUACUAAAUAGGGUUUAGCUUAAUGCUUAUCGUAAGUUGAGUGUUUUGUAGGUUAAUGGUAGCCUAAGUAGUAUAAACUCUAAAGCACUGUAGUGCAAUGUUUCUAUGUAGGCUAAUUAGGGGGAAGGGUUAUCAUUUCCAACCAAGUGAGAAUUAUCAGGCCUAUCUUGUAGAAAUAUGGCCUGUUAGUAUUCCUUAUUGGGGAGAACCCCUGGUGAGAUCAUAAAAGAUGGAUCAUAAAUAAUUAGAUUAUUCAGGGGGUGAAUAAUGGUAUUGUUAAUGACUAAUGGAAGAGAUUAAAGACAGUCCGCCUUUUCCCUUUGUGGUAAUCAGUCUUGUAUUCAUCAGAAACCAUAUCUCCCUCUGGCACGUUUAGAUCGAUGUAAGCUGCUCUUUCAAAGACACACACACACACACACACACACACUGCUCAUUCUGAGACGCUCUCUUCCCUCCGCACCUCGGGGAAGGCAGGGUCUUUUUUUAGCGUCUCUCUCCCUUCCUCUCAUUGUAUCUGAUGAAUGCGCCUCUCUCAGUUCCGACAUCCAGCCAUUUCCUCUCUCCUCGGGGCUCAGGGUCUGCAUCCCAAAUAGCACCAUUUUCCCCUUUUAUAGUGCACUACAUUUGACCAGGGCCCAUAGGGUGCACUAUAUAGGGAAUGGGGUGCCAUUUGGGACGCAUCCAGGCUGUCACAGGCUCACAGCUGCAGGGAGACCAGAGGAGAGCACGAACAACGGCAUCUCCAUCAAUGAGCACUGAGCAGGCUUCCUCUCUUUCCUACACACCAAGCCAUGACACACAGCGCAACAAGAGCUCCAUUUUAGUUCAAUAAUUAUGUUUACGAGCACGUGCGCACACGCGCGCACACGGACACACACACAUCGAAUUGUACUUGUAUCUUAUGUAACCCAGUUUUAACAUAAACCCUACAGCUUUAGAUGAGCACUAAACCUCUAUAAAUCCUCAGUCAUUCCAUCCUGUAUGUGGAAAGCGAUGAUAUAAAGUGACAUUUUGCAUGUGAUAUCUCUUAAGUUUCUGGCAGAAAGUUUCUUCAGAAGUUACUGGUGAAAUUGAAAUCACCUUUUGGGGGGAUCAAUACUAGUGGCUCAUUCCCAGUGGGUGGGUCCACAACAUAAUAGUCUAAUACUGCUACUGGGGGAGUUGAAAUGGGCUUAGUUCUCAGAACAGACAGGUUUUUAUGAUUUAAGCUUUCUACUUAACGGGGCCCUGAAUCUCCUAAGCUUUUUAGGAAUCCACUUUGUUUAGCAGAAAAGUUAAAUCAAGGAGUUUCAGACAUAGAAAUUAAGGUUUUCCGAUCAUCAAUGAAUAGCUUUUGAACAAAACAGAACUCCCGUUUCCCCCCCAAAAAAAUCCAUGCCUUUUUCUAUUUUGAGAAGUCUUAUUUCUGGUGUACUAUAAUCCUAAAAUUACCUAACAGGAAUCUGUGGUGGUCUGGGUCUCUCGUUAAGUAAAGCCUAGCAGGUAAGGUUACUUCACACAUUAGUGUCCUAAUCUAAACCCUCCAGGCCUGCCUUCCCAUGACAACAUCAAUGCUUGUUUUUUCCUUAUUACACACCACAUGCAUAAAAAAUAAAAUAAAAUAGCAUUCUCAAUGACAGUCUACCUUUUUCCAGUCAGAGUGCAGUACAAUAGCCGGACAUGGCGUGGUCCCUUCCCCUCUCCCCUUGUUCUGCUUUGCCCCCCCCCCCACUCACACACAGGACCCGUCCCUCCAACCGGACUCACAGGCCAACCAACAACCAAACCCCAGGGCCUCAUGGGAGCCCAGUUCAGAUGAAACGAGAGUCUGAUGAGAAUGAGACCCUGGCGUGCUGGGUGGGUUUUGGCUCUGCAGAUGGGUACUUUUACAGCAUUGAUUUGAGUUACUAGGAGUAUUGGAUUACCUUUUUAAAAGCCUGGCUGUCUGUAGUGUGUGUGUGUGUGUGGAGGGCAUGCAGGACACUCAAACACUGCAGGGAUGCCCUGGUAUUCUAGCCGGUCUCUCUGUUGGAUUUGUUUAUUGGGGAAGAGUGCGUCCAUUUUCCCGUCUCGGAUUGAGCAAACAGAUCCAGAAUGCUGAGACUCGGACAGCAGUGGACUAAAAAUAUAAUUUAAAGAGUUGACAACUGGACUUGGUAUCGAUGUGGCUGCUUCAAGGUUUGCUUUCCUUUUUUAUUUGGUUUAGCAGCUAGUAUUUGAUUAUCCUACUAAUUGAAGUAAGGUCAGACUUGAUUAGUGUUUUUUGUACUUUCCUACAGUAGUGGCUUGCCUGUCCUCAAAUUUCAUUUACUCUCAAGGACCCAAUGGUUAUUUGUUUUUAUGGGUCUUUUUCUAGGCCAGAUCAAUCUAUAUGGAUUCUCCUCUUGGUCUUGAAUUUACGGUCAGCUAGUAAUCAGCGUUCUAAAUGACCUGUAUUCUAGUCACAUGUUAGCAACAACAUGUCCGUCACCCCCGAUGGUUGAAUAGAGGAGUGGUUCUGCUAGGAGCUGCUGUGAAUAGAAUGAGGGGCUCUUUUAUCAUAUGAUCCCAGCCUGAUAAUGCAGCCGUUGUGCAGUGUGUCUAGACGUCACACAUGCUUUAGAGGGAGCGGGAGAGGGCGCAUCACACAGUCAGGGCUGUGUGUGUGUUGUUUCCUGCUAUCCAGCCCUCUGGUCUGACCCCCUUUCAGCCCGCUCAUCGAUGCAUGGGCCAGGAUCAGAGGUCAUAGGGUGGAGGUCAGCGGACACUGUGACCCUCCGGGUCAUGCGGUUGGUUACGUUGGGAGUAACCCUUCAAUCUAAUGGGAAGCAGCUGUAUGGACAUAGCCUCUUGAUGGCCCCUGGUCUUUGACUGAGACUGGGACAGGCAGGGUAGAAGAAAAACCCUGUUCUGUUUCCUGAGUGGGAGCCGUGUUGUCGCCGGACAUUGUGUCGUCGGACAUCACUUCUCUGCUCUGAUGCUUCCCUCUCCCCUCGGACUCACUGGAGGACGGGAGACUAUUCUUUCUAGUCCACUUGAAAAAUUACAUAAGCUAACGAACCAUUCAAUCUGGAAAUACCUUUUUACUAACUUUUGAUUUAUUGACCUGCAGUACAAAUUUGCAGUUAAUACAAUAUAAAGUCCAGAUUGGUUGGAGGAUUCUGCCUGCUGUGGAGACUACCACUGCUGCUACAGCUGUAGUACUGUACUCUGGGGUUCCUGAGCUAUAUGGACAUGAUCGUAUCCAGCCUCUCGUUCGCUAUGCUGUAUCAUUCUGAUUGUAGGCCUAGUUGUUUUAACGCUGGAUUUAUUAUUCUCCUCUGGAAGUAUGCCUUUCCACCCUUCAGUUUGUCACUGUUGUAAGUUCAUUGUGGUAAGUCUUAGUCCUCCUGUAACAAGGCAGCUUCAAUAGGCUAAUUAUGUUCAUGAUCUUUUUCCAGUGAUGUUAUAGAGCCGAGCGUUUAACUGAUUAUGGACAGGACACGUAGUCAAACAAACCCGUAGCGGGAUCAAGAUCUGUAAGAUCUUCAUAAUGUGGUGUAUAUUAGGUCAAGUGGGUUCAGAGUUCCAUUUUGAAAUGUGUCAUUUAAUGGUUUUAUAAGUAUUAACUAGGCUGCUUUUCCCACUUUAACAAGGGUUUUGGCUAAAUUUAGUUUUUUUCAUUUGUGGAUAUAGGCCUACAGCAAACAAUGCAUUGCUACUGUAUGUCUUUGGGUUGGUUGGCCUGUGAAAAGGCUAAAGAUGAAGAUGCAUCAGAUACCUUAUCGGAAAGGAUGGGAGAUAAUGUCCAUAGGAGGAGAAAAACUGCUCUAGCUGACCUAGAGGAUGGCAGAUGUCAUUGGUUGACUGAAGAGUAGAGUACACUGAGAACAAUAUCAAGUCUAAAGAAUAGCAUCCCUCCCUUCAGGGCAAAGUCACUGAUGAAAUCAAAGGGCCAUUUCUUAAAAAGCCAUUAGUGGCAUGCUCUUUAGGAACAGAGAGACUUAGUUAGGGUCCAACCUACUAUACUGUCUGUAUCCAAGAAAGGCACCUGACCAAUUCAUUAGACCUAGCCUUAUUCAAGAAGACUUCUUUUUGUUUCUGAUUAGCGACCACUGUAAUGAAUCAGCCCGUUCUUUGCUGCUACUUUUCUGUUGCACUUUUGUUCUUCUAAAGAGGAAAGGUCUUCUUCAAAGCCCUAUUAGAUGUCUGUCUCUCUGACUGUGAACCUCCUGGUUGUGACGUUGGGGGGGGGGAGGAAGAGCGAGGGAUAGUUAAGGGGAGGGAGAGACUGAAAGAGGGAGAGGUGGGAAGCAAGUUCCUUGGCGUCCACAUCACGAAGGACUUAACAUGUUCCACACAUACCCCCUCAAGAGGCUGAAAAGAUUUUGCAUGUGCCCUCAGAUCCUGAAAAAGAUCUACAGCUGCACCAUCGAGAGCAUCUUGACUGGCUGCGUCACUGCUUGGCAUGGCGAAUGCACCGCCCUUGAACCGUAAAGCACUACAGAGGAUGGUGCGGAUAGCCCAGUACACCGGGGCCGAUCUCCCUGCCAUCCAGGACCUCUAUAUCAGACAGCGUCAGAGGAAGGCCCGAAAAAUUGCCAAAGACUCCAGCCAACCAAGCCAUAGACUGUUCACUCUGCUACCGUCCGGCAAACAUUACCGGAGUCCCCCCCCCCCCCCCUUACUUUUUUCUGUUUCUAAACUAAAAGAACAUUGCUGUUCUUUCCUGCUUUUGAAAUGUGUGUGAGUGUGUCCCUCUGUGCGUAUACAUAUCAACUAGAUGUUGUUCAGUGUUCUUAUUCGCGGUUGUGUGUUUACAAACAAUACAUUAAAAGUGAUUGCUUUUCCUGUCUUUCAGGAGGUGCUGAAACACAUACAGGGAAGCAUUGAAGAAGACUCAACCGAUUCAUCUGGACAAAUCGAUCUCCUAGAAAGACUGAAAGGUAUGCAUCCCACAUGAGGUGACAGAAUUAGCUGACUGAAACGCAUGUUCUAUUAAAUAACCUCAAUUUGAUGUUCCUUCCUCCGGUAGAAAUUAGCCUGGAUCCUAACACUUACCCAGGGGUAAAGCUGAGACCUAAGCCAUCUUCCAUGCAGGGUUCAGGCUCUGGGCAUUCAGGGGACAGCAGCCCCAGCCCCAUGGGUUCCUUGGGCUCCCUCCAAAAGAGAGGGGUGUCCAAUGGCGGCAGAGACACCGCUGGCUACCUGGAGGAGCUGGAGAAGGAGAGGUGAGCUCCUGCUUGCAUUAUGAUGUAUUUUCACAUUAGUUUGUCUUUGUUGAAGGCUAUACUUAGUCUCCAUCCCAAACGGCACCCUAUUCCCUACAUUUGCCUCUCUCCCUGCCAAAUCACAUUAUGAAUGCAAUGGUGCAGUCUGAGGGCUUCCAUCACAUAGUGCGUCAUGCUAACAUUGUUAGGUUGCAAAGUGUAUUCCCGGGCAUUAGUCACAGACCGGAUGCAUUAGGCGGUCGUAUUCAGGACACCUACCCUGUUUUAUUCUGGCAUAUCAAUGCUGUAUAUGUGUCUUUCUCUUAGGUCCUUGAUUGGAGUUUAUAUGGUCUGACUUCGGUCAGUGUUUUGUAUCUUUGGUCUCUGAUUGGUGAAUUGUUUAUUGAAUUUUUUAUAUCUUGGGUCUCUGAUUGGUGCGAUUGUCUCUGUCCUGUCAGGUCCUUAUUGAUGGCGGAGCUGGAGAAAGAGGAGAAGAAGAAGGACCAGUAUUACGCACAGCUGCAGAACCUCACCAAGAGGAUCGACAGCCUACCGCUGACUGAGAAUGUAAGUGUGUUGGGAUGGGGUAUAAUGACUUAUAGAUGCUCUCAAAGUACCAUAACUGACAGUACGCAGUUAUCCUCUCUGCAGUAUUAAAUAUUCAACAUUUCGUCAUGCCUGAUGUGUUGUUGAUCAUGUUUGCGGUUGCAGCAAUUCUCCCUGCAGACGGAUAUGACCCGUAGGCAACUGGAGUACGAGGCGAGGCAGAUCAGAGCCGCCAUGGAGAAACAGCUGGGAACCUGCCAGGAUAUGGAGAAGAGGGCACAGGUGAGGAAAGAUGGAUGAGAUAAAUGGAGACAGUGAAAAAGGAGAGAGGAGGUAGAGAAAUGUAUGGAAUGAGUCAUUGAUUAGGAAACACACACACACACACAGGAAGAACAGAAUGGUCAGUAAGGAUACUGAUUAAGUGGGAUGAGAUUAUGUAGGCAGUUGGGGGGUAGGACAUUUAGUAAAUGGACUUAAAUUGACAUAAUUCAACAACGUCUGUCUGCUUCUACGAAUGCUUUUAUUCAGUAAGUGUUACAUAAUUGUAAUAUCCGGUUAUCAUCCUCUGAGUGAUUGCUUCCUGUAAAUGUCCUGCCGUGUUUCAGGUGAGGGUGACUCGUAUUCAGCAGAUAGAGAAGGACAUACUGAAGAUCCAACAGCGUGUCCAGUCUCCACCUGCAGAACCAGAGGUAUGUGAUACUCACCCCAGCCUCUAGACUGUACAUCUAGGCCUUGUUCUAGCCAGGACAAUAAAGGUACAGAAUAUCUCACUGUAAAUACAUUUAGCGGACACACAUUAUUCCUGUCCAAAAUGACUAAAAUGCCCUUCGACAAUACAGAGGGUCCGGGACUAAGCAUAAUCUGUGUCUGGGAAACCAGCCCUAAAUGUAUUUACAUUGAGAUAUUUUGACCCUCUGUUGUUUCUGGCAACACUUUCUCUGUAUUCUGGCUAAUGCCUGGCCUGUCUCUGUAUUCUGGCUAAUGCCUGGCCUGUCUCUGUAUUAUGGCUAAUGCCUGGCCUGUCUCUGUAUUAUGGCUAAUGCCUGGCCUGUCUCUGUAUUCUGGCUAAUGCCUGGCCUGUCUCUGUAUUCUGGCUAAUGCCUGGCCUGUCUCUGUAUUCUGGCUAAUGCCUGGCCUGUCUCUGUAUUCUGGCUAAUGCCUGGCCUGUCUCUGUAUUCUGGCUAAUGCCUGGCCUGUCUCUGUAUUCUGGCUAAUGCCUGGCCUGUGUGGACAUCUCCGUCUCAGCAGACAUUCCGUGGUCACAGGUUGUUGGCUUUUAGUCAUGUAAAGAACCUGAAGCUGCUUCCAUCUGAGUGUCGUACCAUGUCAGUCAGCCAUCCCAUUUUCUGAUAUCCAUUUAAUCCUCCAUGUUGUACUGGUUGCGCUAACCGUACCGUUCCCCUUUCUAUGCAAUGGGGAAUGAUGUGUAGCCUCCAUCCCUGCUUUACAGAGAAAUGUCUCAUGGACAUUGACUAGUGUACAAUAAUGCUUUGUUACUGAUCCGAUAUGGUGAUUUAUCUGAACUGAACACACACUGUCCUCUCUCAUCCAAUCAUUUUGCAGUGUUCUGCUCAUCUAAACAAGAGCAGCAUUUAUUUACAGUGGCUCCUAAGGACACUAGAAUGCUAGAAGCAACUCUAGAAUACGGAGUUCCUUCCAGCAUUCCACUGUAUCUAACUUCUGACCCUGAUUCUGGGGGGUGAAAUGAACCAUAGGCUUUCUCCUGUUCUCUCUCCUUGUGUUAAAUAUUAAAAAGAGAGCUAGUGAAUGAAUGACAUUUUAUUUUCGUGUCAAAUUACCAGUUGGCAACCCAUCCCUUAUGGGAUUAAUUGACACACACACAAACAUUACUAUAGUUCACUGUCAUAAUUCAGUGAUCAUUCUUCUUCCGGUGUUAUAAUAAAUAAAUAAAUAAAAUUUCUUCCGGUGUUCUCUGCAGUGCAUAUCGCAUACAGAGUGGGGGAAAAAAUCAAUACAUAAUAGUAAAUAAGAUAAUCCAAAGAAGAAUUAUAUCCUUAGAGCAGUAAAAAUAUACAUGCAUACAUACAUACAGUGCCUUUGGAAAGUAUUCAGACCCCUAGACUUUUUCCACAUUUUGUUACAUUACAGCCUUAUUCUAAAAUGGAUUAAAUAAAUAAAAAUCCUCAGCAAUCUACACACAAUGCCCCAUAAUGAGAAAGCGAAAACAGGUUUUUAGAAAUGUUAGCAAAUUUAUGAAAAAUAAAAAACAGAAAUACCUUAUUUACAUAAGUAUUCAGACCCUUUGCUAUGAGGCUUGAAAUUGAGCUCAGGCAUUGAUCAUCCUUGAUAUGUUUCUACAACUUGAUUGGAGUCCACAUGUGGUAAAUUCAAUUGAUUGGACAUGAUUUGGAAAGGCACACACCUGUCUAUAUAAGGUCCCACAGUUCACAGUGCAUGUCAGAGCAAAAACCAAGCCAUGAUGUCGACGGAAUUGUCCGUAGAGCUCCGAGACAGGAUUGUGUCGAGGCACAGAUCUGGGGAAGUGUACCAAAACAUUUCUGCAGCAUGGAAGGUCCCCAAGAACACAGUGCCCUCCAUUCUUAAAUGGAAGAAGUUUGGAACCACCAAGACUCUUCCUAGAGCUGGCCGCCCGGCCAAACUCAGCAAUCGGUGGAGAAGGGCCUUGGUCAGGGAGGUGACCAAGAACCCGAUGGUCACUCUGACAGAGCUCCAGAGUUCCUCUGUGGAGAUGGGAGAACCUUUGAGAAGGACAACCAUCUCUGCAGCACUCCACCAAUCAGGCCUUUAUGGUAGAGUGGCCAGACGAAAGCCACUCCUCAGUAAAAGGCACAUGACACACCGCUUGGAGUUUGCCAAAAGACACCUAAAGACUCUCAGACAAUAAGAAACAAGAUUGAACUCUUUGGCCUGAAUACCAAACGUCAUGUCUGGAGGAAACCUGGCACCAUCCCUACGGUGAAGCAUGGUGGUGGCAGCAUCAUGCUGUGGGGAUGUUUUUCAGAUUGUGCAAAGCUGUCAUCAAGGCAAAGGGUGGCUAUUUGAAGAAUCUCAAAUAUAAAAUAUGUUUUGACUUGUUAAACACUUUAUUUGGUUACUACAUGAUUCCAUAUGUUUUAUUUCAUAGUUUUGAUGUCUUCACUAUUCUUCUGCAAUGUAAAAAAUAGUGAAAAUAAAGAAAAACCCUUGAUUGAGUGGGUGUGUCCAAACUUUUGACUGGUAGUGUUUAUACUAGUCUUCCAUCCAAUUCUAAUUGAAUGAAGGAGGACAUGUUAGACUGCAGCACUAGACACAUUAGCUGACCUAGUGACUGAGAAUGUGUGCAGUCAAUCAACCGGUGACCUACCUUCUGCUCCUGUUGGAUGCACAGCCAAGAAGCCAUAAGGCCUUGGUGGGUGUUCAUGUGUCACUGUGCAUGAAUACCGUAUUCAAGCCAGUGCACUCAUGCCUGCAUCAUGUGAGAUUGUGUUUAUUUGGUGGCCCAUACAGUAUGGGUGCUCGUGUGUUUGGCUGUUUGGUAAUUGUGUGUGUACACUACUACAAUCUCUUACUCUACAUGAGUGGAUAAAUCAUUGGACACAUUUAAUUCCCCCCUCUUUGACUGUCAUCCUGCAGGCUGAGCUACAGCUUAUGUAGGUCAGGGAUAAGGAAGCCUGAUGCUGCUGCUCUAGCUAGCCUAGUGACUGAAAGCUAUAUCCUCUAUCGCCAUCACUCUGUUUGUCUCGUAGUCUCUCACACCCACUCUCAAUCUCUCUCUAUUGCUAUCACUCCCUGUCUCACACGUCCACUCUCUCUCAAUCUCCUGUCUUCCUCCUCUCUCACUCCUCCUCAUUCUGUCUUGCUCUCGCUCUCUCCCUUUCCUUCCUUUCAGUCUCUCCGCCUGCCCUACGGGGACUGUUUUCUGUUUCCUAUUUUUUGAACGGAUUCUGCCUCUGCUUCCAGGUGACUGGUUCUGUUUCCUCUCUCUCUCUCUGUUGUCUAGUUCCUCUCAUCCCUCAUUUAGCCUGCUACAUGAAUGGUUCGCUCCUCUGGAGGUCUGAACCUUAUUUCCCUCUUUCUUUCCCCGUGCAGAGCAUGCAUGACCAGGCUGCUCAGGAUCAGGGAGCCCAGGCUUCAGGGCACAGUGGUGGGCCUAAUGCUGGGUGUUCUCAGGUGAGACUCACCUUCUUUCCGUACCUGAUCCAAGACAAUCAGCAUGUUUGAGGGGAUCAUUAUUAGAUCAUUAUGAGUAGCAUAUUGGAAUGCAAUGUGAUUUGUAGACUGUGAUUCUACGUAGUUUGACUGCAAUGUAGUCCAUCUGAAACAAACACAGUGCUUGCACCCCCAGAGAUUUGUAGUUAACGUUUGACGGAUUCAUUUUUGCUUCCUUUGGUCCUAUAAUGCUCCAGAAAAUAACUUCCGCCAUUGGACUGACUGGUGAUGUUGGUUAGGGGAGUUUGGCUGAGCUGUCGUGCGCUGCCUUUUUUUGCCGUGCUUAGAGCCUUGACUUUCCAUUUAAUGCUAAUGAUGUGUCUUACUUCAGAGUAGGUUUUAUCCCUGAGGCUUGCGGUUAAACCGUUAAUGGUUGGAUUUUUAUUUUAACGACGACUUUUAAAAUGUAAUGUAGUCUGACUUCCCUCGAUUCUUAGCAGAAUGAAUGAGGUUGCUGGGAAUGUUCUGUGGAAAAAAACAGUCACACACUGUGACACACUAAUGGCUUUGAUGAGAAAGGCAAAGAUGUAGCUCAGUUGGUAGAGCAUGGUGCUUACAACGCCAGGGUUGUGGGUUCGUUUCCCACGGGUGGCCAGUAUGAAAAUGUAUGCACUCACUAACUAUAAGUCGCUCUGGAGAAGAGCGUCUGCUAAAUGACUAAAAUGUAAUGUUAUACUGUAGGAAAUUGCUAACAAGCAACACAUCAAUAUUAAUACAUUUUAAUUUAAAAAAUGCUUUAAAAAGUUGUUUAACAAAAUUAUUUAUUUUGUAAUCUAGGGUUCGAGCUCUCGCCUGGAUCAGGACUCUGCCAGUGAAAUGAGUUUGGGUGGGGGUAGUUACUCUGUGCCCCGCAGACUGACCAGUCACUUGGGCACCAAGGUAACCAGAUAUUCUACCAACACUCGGGUUGAUGUAGUUCUACUGUUCUCAUCAAACGAUCCCCCUUAAUAAUAAACCACAUGAGAUCUGCCUGCAUGCCCAAACCGGAAAUGUGAAAUGUUAUCUAGUUUAGAAAUGUAAUAGAAAUUGCUUUUUUAAACGGAAGGUAGCUCACAUAAAUUAGAUUGCAUCCCAAGUGGGACAAUUUGAUCCAUUUCGAUAUUAAUAAUUGACCUAUGUAUCAUCAGGGCGUGUCUUCAACAAAGUAGUUGUUCUCACGGUCGCCCUCUAACCCUAUAGGUGGAGAUGGUGUACUCCCUUCUCUCCAUGCUGGGGACCCAUGAUAAAGAUGACAUGUCUCGCACUCUGCUGGCCAUGUCCAGUUCCCAGGACAGCUGCAUCGCCAUGCGCCAGUCAGGCUGUCUUCCCUUACUCAUCCAACUCCUCCAUGGCAACGACAAGGUUUGUAAUGUUUUUGUUUGGUAACUUUGUCUUAUUCUUUAUCAUUCGGCUAGAUGUUAUUUAUUCAGUCGAGGACCACUUUGGAAAUAAGUAUUUUAAUGAAUGCUUUCAAGUGAUAUCCUGUUUUUAAUUUAUUAUUUUGUAAAAUUCUAUUCAAUUCAAGGACUCAGUGCUGCUGGGGAACUCCCGAGGCAGCAAGGAGGCGAGGGCGAGGGCCAGCGCCGCCCUCCAUAACAUUAUCCACUCCCAGCCUGACGAUAAGAGAGGGCGCAGGGAGAUCAGAGUACUGCACCUCCUGGAGCAGAUCAGGGUUUACUGUGAGACCUGCUGGGAGUGGCAGGAGAACCAUGAGAGGGGAGUGGACCAGGAUAAAAACCCCAGUAAGGCCUGCUCAGAUGUAUUUCAUGCUUUGGUUAGGGCAUUGUUAUUUGGAUGAGUAAUGCAGGACAAAAACCCAGUAAGGACUACAGCGACAGUUGUAAUGAAUUGUGUUGGUUUGGUUUUUCAUUGUGUAUUUGGAAGGAUAAACCCCCAGUAGGUCCUGCUCAGAUCACUUGUGCUUGAUUUGUUUAAUGUAUUACAUGGAUAAUUGGAUGGGUAAUGCAGGACAAAAACUUUCAGAUGGAUGAACUGUGUUUUAGUUAGGGUAUGGACAUUUGGAUGGGUAAUGUGUUUUUAUUCUAAUGGAUUGUGUGUGUGUGUGUGUGUCAGUGCCCUCUCCCGUGGAGCAUCAGAUCUGCCCAGCGGUAUGUGUUCUAAUGAAGCUGUCCUUUGAUGAAGAGCACAGGCACGCUAUGAAUGAGCUCGGUAAGCAUUCAUUCCAAAACUGUUGUUCUGACCAAAUGCACCUUUUUAUUUAUUUAGGCUAUUUAACCAGGAUAGUCCACUUGGUGACACUUUCCACUGAUUUCCAGGCAGUUAUCUAAAAACAACUCAUGAAACGAAAUCUUUAUUUGAUCGGUUUAAUGUUUCAUAUUGUUGUCAUCACCCGAGAAACCAAAACAGAACAGAGCUAGGUUAAUGCAUCACGUUACAGAUAAAUAAUUGAUGUAUUCAUCCCUAUAAAGAUGUAGGCUCUUAUGCAAUGUCUUGCAUUGGACAUAAUAUAGUAGAACAUUCAUGGGGCAGACUCAUUCAAUGAUGGAUUGACAUUUCUCCUGCUGUGCUGUGUGUUCCCAGGGGGUCUGCAGGCUAUAGGGGAGCUCCUCCAAGUGGACUGUGAAAUCUACGGCCUCACCAGCGACCACUACAGCGUCACUCUGAGGAGAUACGCUGGCAUGGCCCUCACCAACCUCACCUUCGGGGACGUGGCCAAUAAGGUGAGCUUCUGGUUCCAGACGAUUUAACCUUAGAUGUAGUUGAUGUGUGUGGAAUUCUGACCUAAUAUUUUGCAAAUGUUCUGCCUAUUCCUGGAUUUAAAAACUCUUUAAAUCUCAAUUAAGCACGCUUUGUAGUCCAGGAGUAGGUUCAUUCUGGGUCUGGGAAACCUGCCAAUAUGUGUACACACACCUGAAAGUAAAGGCAGUAGUGUCUUCGAGGAUAAUCUGAAUCUCUGUGCUUGUUCAUAAAGUAUGGCUUCAAAUUAAUAAUAAGCAUCUUUCUGUGUCUUCCAUCCUCAGGCCACACUAUGUUCCAUGAAGGGAUGCAUGAGGGCCAUGGUGGCUCAGCUGAAGUCUGAGAGUGAGGAUCUACAGCAGGUGAUUGCCAGUGUGUUGAGGAACCUGUCCUGGCGCGCGGAUGUGAACAGUAAGAAGACCCUCCGCGAGGUGGGCAGCGUCAGGGCUCUGAUGGAGUGUGCCUUGGAGGUACAGAAGGUGAGACAUCCACAACUCUCACUUUGAUACAACUACAUGAUAAGGAGAACAUCAUGUAUAAGUAUGUGAAUGAAAUGUACAAUAGGAAUUCGAUAAAGAUUUACCCGAAUAUUUGCCGAAAUAUGUAUGCUGAUAAAGUAUGUCCUCUUCUCCCUUCAAAGGAGUCUACUCUGAAGAGUGUCCUCAGUGCCCUGUGGAACCUGUCAGCUCACUGCACUGAAAACAAAGCUGAUAUCUGUGCUGUAGAGGGGGCUUUGGCCUUCCUGGUUAGCACUUUGAUGUACCGAAGCCAAACAAACACCCUCGCCAUCAUUGAAAGUGGAGGAGGCAUCUUGCGCAAUGUGUCUAGUCUCAUCGCUACAAAUGAAGAUCACAGGUAUGUCUAUUCAAAUAAAAAAUAAUUCAUUAUAGUAUUAUGCUGUUAAAUCUUAUAAUGGUUUGAUAUUAUUAUACUGACUCCCCUCUAGUAAUUUUUACACUUGAAAGCUUACAAGACCAUGUGUGGUUUUCUUUCUCUGUCUGUAGGCAAAUCCUGAGAGAGAACAGCUGUCUUCAGACACUCCUGCAGCACCUGAAGUCUCACAGCCUGACUAUUGUGAGCAACGCGUGUGGCACUCUGUGGAACCUCUCGGCCCGCAAUGCAAAGGACCAGGAGGCCUUGUGGGAAAUGGGUGCUGUGAGCAUGCUGAAGAACCUCAUCCACUCCAAGCACAAGAUGAUCGCCAUGGGCAGCGCUGCAGCACUGAGGAACCUCAUGGCCAACAGGCCCGCCAAAUACAAGGACGCCAACAUCAUGUCACCUGGUUCCAGCCUGCCCUCUCUUCACGUCAGGAAACAGAAAGCCCUGAUCGAGGAACUGGACUCUCAGCACCUCUCGGAGACGUUUGACAAUAUUGACAAUUUAAGCCCCAAGGCGUCCCACAGGGGUAAACCAAGCAGGCACAAGCAGAAUGUCUACAGUGAUUACGAUGGUGUCUCUAGAUCAGACGGGUUUAGCCCUAACAGUGUGCCUGUGCGCUCCCCUUACGUGAACACACCAGUUCUUUCGAGUCCGUCACCCAGAGACAACCCAAGGGGGAACAUAGACAGUGUUAGGGCCGAGAGGGAUCGUAGCCAGGACAGAGACAGACAGAGGGGUGCACCCAGUGGUUUCCACCCAGAUCAUGACUCUAAGAGAAUGCAGAUGCCCGCCACAACAGCAGCUCAGAUCGCCAUGGUGAUGGAGGAAGUGAACAGCAUUCACUUACUGACUGGCCUGGAUGACCGGUCACCAGAGACCCCUAAUCAAGACCCUCACUGUAAAACUGCAGCACAUGGUCAUUCAAAUGUAUAUCCCUACACUAAACCCGAUCACUCGGGCAGACCAUGUCCAAUGCCCAAGUUGGAAUACAAGGCAUCCAACGACAGUCUCAACAGCGUUAACAGCACUGACGGCUAUGGAAAAAGAGGACAGAUGAAGCCGUCUGUGGACUCAUACUCUGAGGAUGAUGAGGGGAAGUGUUGCGUCUAUAGAAAAUAUCCUGCAGACCUCGCUCAUAAGAUCCACAAUGCAAACCACAUGGAAGAUGAUGACGGAGAAGUUGACACACCUAUCAACUACAGCCUAAAGUAUUCUGACGAGCAACUGAACUCUGGUCGGCAAAGUCCAAGCCAAAACGAGAGAUGGGCGAGGUCUAAGCACAUGGAGGAGGAGAUGAAACAGACAGAUCAGAGGUCUGUGCGAUCUCAAAGCCCAGGCUACCCCAUGUACACAGAGGGCAACAGUGAGGGGGAGGAGAAAUUGAAGUACAAGCCCAGGUUCGUGCAAACAGAAAUGCAACAAGGAUUCAGAUCAAGGAACUCCAACCAACACCUACAAGAUCAAAGCAAUGCUGGUCCCACUCAAGGAAUGAACAAAAAGAUGAACAAUCAGACUAUGUGCCAGUCUGUGGAUGAUUACGGUGAUGACAAACCAACCAAUUACAGUGAGCGAUACUCAGAGGAAGAACAACAGGAUGACCAGCCGACCAAUUACAGUAUGAAGUACAACAAGGAGCAUCAUACAGAACAACCAAUUGAUUACAGUCUGAAGUACUCCGACUCCUCCUCCCAAAAAUCCAUGUUUAGUCAUUCAAAGUCACCCUCCACUCAGAGCUCAGUGAAAGACCAUCUGAGCCAAGAUGGUUCCACAUCAUCCGUGACAUCCAUAAAGAAUGCAGGGAGACAAAUGCAGCUACAUCCAUCCUCGGCUCAAACGAGGUCAGGGCCAACUCGACCAGGCCAGAAGAACACAGCAUGCAAACCUCCUAACGUCAAUCAAGAGACCCUACAGACGUACUGCGUUGAGGACACACCCAUCUGUUUCUCAAGGGGUAGCUCUCUGUCAUCCUUGUCCUCAGACGAGGACGAAAUGGAAGGCUGCAAGAGGAAUGUGAAUGCUGCUAGGAACUACCCAACUCUUCCCAUCUCUGAGAAAGAGUCAACUGGCAGUCACGCCCAAGAACAAGGCACAACCGAGGGCCAGUCGUCUGUGCAGUAUGUCCGAAUGAAGCCUCCAAGGACUAGUCAAGUUCAUGGAGACGGAUCCAGACAUCACAAAGCCGUUGAGUUUUCAUCAGGAGCCAAAUCACCAUCCAAAAGUGGUGCCCAGACUCCCAAAAGCCCCCCAGAACACUAUGUGCAGGAGACACCCCUCAUGUUCAGCAGAUGCACGUCUGUAAGCUCCCUGGACAGCUUUGAGAGCAACUCCAUCGCUAGCUCUAUACAGAGUGAAUUGUGCAGCGGGAUGCCCAGUGGAAUCAUCAGCCCAAGCGAUCUGCCCGACAGCCCUGGUCAGACCAUGCCUCCGAGCCGAAGCAAAACGCCACCUCCCCCACAACAUCAACAUCCACCCCCAAUGAAACACAAAAAGCUGCCGCCUCCGCCGCCUCCGAGGGCGGAUAUGGCUCCAAGGCAUGCUGCUGUACACGCUGCUGUCCAGAGAGUCCAGGUGCUUCCGGAUAACGACACCCUGCUACACUUUGCGACAGAGAGUACCCCAGAUGGAUUCUCUUGUGCGUCCAGCCUCAGUGCUUUAAGCUUAGAUGAACCUUACAUUCAGAAAGAUAAUGAGCUCAAGAUAAUGUCUCCUGUUCACGAAGACGACCAGGGAAAUGAGGCUGAGCAUGAGCAUGAUGACACUACAGAACCCCCAAGCCAAGAGAAGCAUUCACCUGGUGAGGCAGAAAAAUACAUUUUGGAUGAUUCAGAUGAUGACGAUAUAGAAAUACUGGAGGCUUGCAUAAACUCCGCCAUGCCAACAAAGUCAUCAAGAAAACCCAAAAAGCAAUCGCCUUCCAACACUAAUUCUAGAAUACCACCACCUACUGCCCAUAAACCAAGCCAACUUCCUGUGUACAAGUUACUCCCUUCACAAACCCGAGGACAACAGAAGACUGUAAGCUUCACCCAUGGAGAGGACAUGCCUAGGAUUUACUGCAUAGAGGGAACCCCUAUAAAUUUCUCAACGGCCACAUCUCUCAGCGACCUCACCAUUGAUUCACCCCCAAAUGAGCUGACCAAUGCUGAAAGCUGUGCUCCUCCUUGUGCAGAAGUAUCCUCCAGCCAAAUAAGGGAUACUAUUCCAGAAGGGGAAAGUACAGAGGAAAAAGAUGCAGGUGUUACUUCUUCCUUCACACAAGCUGCUGCUGCAGAAAAUGAAGGGGAUGACAUCUUAGCAGAGUGUAUCAGUUCAGCCAUGCCAAAAGGUAAAAUCCACAAGCCCUUUAGAGUACAGAAAAUGAAUGAUCAACCACAGCACCCAUCAUCAGCUUCUCCUGUUAGUCUAGUCCAACAGGAGGUUGAAAAGAAGAAGCCCACAUCCCCUGUUAAACCAAUGCCACAGAGUAGUGAGUACAGAGCUAGGAUGAUUAAGAAACCCCAGCCCCCUUUCCACUUUGCUUCAUACCCUGAUAAAAACAAAGAAACCAAAAUGCUUGAGCCAAAAAUGGCCUCCAGAAAUUUCACAGAUAAGCCACCAAAUGCAGAUGAGAGGCCACGGCCAGGGUUUGCUUUUGACUCGCCACAGAAUUACACACCAAUAGAGGGUACACCCUAUUGCUUUUCACGCAAUGACUCCCUGAGUUCCUUGGACUUUGAGGAUGAUGAACCUGAUCUCUCAAAGGAAAAGGCCCAACUUAGAAAAGACAAAGACCAGAGAAAAGUGUCGACGAAAAACCGUGGAGAGCUAUCCGCAAGGACAAACAGGGCAAAUGUACCACCGACUGCUCCAACAAAACCUCUGCAGCAGAAGCAGGCAGUCUUUCCACAAGCAUCCAAAGAAAACAUGGGGCCAGUGCCAGAUGAGAAGCAGAAGUUUUCCAUUGAGGACACACCGAUGUGUUUCUCUAGAAACUCAUCUCUCAGCUCGUUAAGUGACAUUGACCAAGAGAACAACAACAAAGAUCUCCAGCCAAAAGAAGAGGAGGAUGUAACUCAGGUGGAAGCUCCUUCUAAACCCCAAGCCUCUGGUUACGCACCAAAAGCCUUUCAUGUAGAAGACACCCCUGUGUGUUUCUCAAGAAACAGUUCACUCAGCUCACUAAGCAUUGAUUCAGAAGAUGACCUUCUACAAGAGUGCAUCAGUUCAGCCAUGCCAAAAAAGAAGAAACAGACAGCCAGAAAUAAGGGGGGGAAUGACCAAGGAGAUGCCACUGAGGAGAAAAGUAUGGAUGGAAUUUUAGCUGAGGAGCCUGAUCUCACAUUGGAUCUCACUGAUACACAUAGUCCAGUUUCUGAACAAGCCUUAUCUCCAGACUCUGAAUCUUUUGAUUGGAAGGCCAUCCAAGAGGGUGCCAAUUCCAUCGUCAGCAGUUUGCACCAGGCAGCUGCUAGCCUCUCUAGACAAGGCUCAUCUGACUCUGACUCAAUCCUCUCCCUCAAAUCUGGAAUAUCCCUUGGCUCCCCCUUUCACUUACCCUUAAAUUCAGAGGAUAAUAAAUCUGCAUCCGACAAAGGAGGACGCCCACGGAUAUUGAAACCUGGUGAAAAGAGCACUUUAGAAGCAAAAAAGAAAGAAAAGGAAGAGGAGGCAGCAAAAGCUCUUAAAGGGGGCAAGAAAGUCUACAAAAGUCUCAUAACAGGAAAACCACGUGCCAGCGCUGAGACCCCAGCCUCAUUACAGCAGAGGCCGACGGCCCCUAGUGUUCCCAUAAUCUCUCGUGGGAGGACAAUGAUCCAUGUCCCUGGUGUUAGAAGCAGUUCUCCAAGCACUAGCCCAGUCCAAAAGAAGCCUCCAGCCCGUGGUCCAGCCUCUGUCUCAAAAACUCCCCCCACUCAAGGGCAGAACUCCAGUAACUCACCCAGAAGCAUCAAACCACCUGCUAAAUCUGACCCUAGUCCCACCAGGGAUCAGCCUGGAUCUCAAUCGGGAUCAAGUAAAGCUUCAUCACGAUCAGGAUCCAGAGACUCCACACCAUCCAGACCAGCUCAGCAGUCCUUGACCACCAGACCCAUGCAGUCACCUGGUCGCACCUCUGUGUCACCUGGAAGAAAUGGUCUCAGCCCCUCAAACAAAUUAUCCCAAGUGCCUCGCACUGCUUCUCCAAGCACAUUGUCAACUAAGUCUUCUGGUUCUGGCAGGAUGGCCUACACCUCCCCUGGGAGACAGAUGGGUCAGCAAACGCCACCCAAGCAGACUGGCUUGACGAGAAGCACUAGCGGAAUCCCUAGGAGUGAAUCUGCCUCAAAGAGUCUGAACCAGUGUGGAGUUGCUGGCACUUCUAAGAAGCAGGAUUUGUCCAGGAUGUCGUCCACAAAGUCUAGUGGAAGUGAAUCAGACCGGUCGGAGAAACCUGCCCUAGUUCGCCAAUCAACGUUCAUCAAAGAAGCCCCUAGUCCAACACUGAAGAGGAAAUUGGAAGAGUCUGCCUCGUUCGAGUCUCUGUCCCCCUCCUCUACCAGCCAGUCUCAAACGCCUGUGUCGAGCCCGUCUUUGCCAGAUAUGUCGUUGACUCUGCCCUAUCAAGGGAGUCAAGGAAGCAACUGGAAAAAGUCCCCUCAGAAUCCAAACUCCUCCGAAAAUGGGGAUGGGAAGCCUCAAAGAGGAGGGAAGCAUGACAUCUCCAGGUCACAUUCAGAAAGCCCCUCCAGGCUCCCUAAUCUUAACAGGAAAGGGACAUGGAAGAGGGAAAACAGCAAACACUCAUCCUCUCUCCCAAGGGUUGGCACCUGGAAGAGAACCGGCAGCUCCUCUUCCAUCCUCUCUGCCUCCUCUGAGUCAAGUGAAAAGGGCAAAAGUGAGGAUGAACGACAGCCACUGAGUCCAUCCCAAAGGUCUCCACACGGCAAAGAUGGAAACCCUUUAAAAGGAACAUGGAGGAAGAUAAAGGACAGUGAAAUGUCUCAGUCAGAAGGCCAUGAUUCUUCCUCCAUGGACUCAAUGGACACCAUGGCCAUGGGGCACCAAAUGAGCCCUGCAGUGUCCAAGACUGAGGAUGUGUGGGUGAGGAUUGAGGACUGUCCCAUUAACAACCCGAGGUCUGGAAAAUCCCCAACAGCAAACACACCUCCGGUAAUUGACAGUGUUCUAGUCAAAAUGCCCUCUGUUGAUCUCUUGACAAGUGAAACCCAUCCCAAACAGUCCACAAAUGAAAGUGUAAAUGCUCUUAGGCUAGGCUCAGAGACUAAUUUAAACUUGUUUAGGAGCAGUGAGAGUAUUGAUAAGAAAGGGCCAGACCUCAACCCUCCUCAGAGUAACCCAAGCAUCGUCCCAGAGGCCCAUGAACUGUCUGUUGCUGAACGCACCCCUUUUAGCUCCUCCAACUCUAGCAAACACAGCUCACCGAGUGGGGCUGUGGCUGCCAGGGUCAGCCCUUUCAACUACACCCCUAGUUCCAGGAAGAGCAGUGCUGACAAUGCCACACCACCACGACCAUCACAGAUACCCACGCCUGUCAGUGUCACCAACAGUGCAAAAAAGAGAGACUCUAAAGGAGAAAGUGCUGGAGAAAGUGGGUCCUACAUUGUAACCUCAGUUUAAAUCACUUGAGGCUAGAUUACACACACACAGGAUCUAGGGGAAAUGUAUUGAACAUACCUAGUGACCUCUGUUGUAAAUAAUUAUUAAAACAAACAAUCAAAGCAAAGAUAACAGGUUCAUCACAAUUUUUGGUGUAAAAAAACAAACAUGUAAAUAGUAGUGAGUCACUAGACUGUUAUUGUAGUUGAUGCCUAAUUGAUGGACCCUGCUUCUUUGCUGGUAGGAAUGUGGCUGGGACACUGGUUAUCAGGGAGAGGGGGAGACCUCUGAAGGAUAAUGUAUGUGAGUUUGUACUGUACAGAUUUUAAUUAUGUAUUUAAUUUAAACCCCUGUCAAGAUCCUGAAUCUUGUCUGACUUGACAAAGAUAAUCACUUAAAGUUGCAUAUUUGGGAUGUUAAAACACUUAAAGAUGGACUUUAAUACUACAUUAGAUUUUUUUUUUGUAUUAUAUGCCUGUACUUAGGUCAGAAAGAAAAGUAAUUCUCAUUUUUACUAAUGCAAAUGUAUUAUAAGCUUCCCUCCCUUGCAUGUAAAAUGCCCCGACGGUAAAGAUGAACAUUUAUGUGGUCACAUGACAUGUUGGUAGCUGUAGUGUGAAGUUUUACACUAUUUCAUGUGUGCUCUGAAAGUAAAGGAAUUAACCGCAAGUUAACCUUGACAACUUUUUCAAAUGAGAAAAUAGAUUAUAUGAGAGUAGACCGAUACAUGGCUCUGCUGUUUGUUGUUUAAUUGUUAUCAGGUGAGUUGGUUGCUUUUUAACGAAGAGACUAUCUCUAAA